Messenger RNA from Coffea eugenioides, 3387 nucleotides. RefSeq names its product pleiotropic drug resistance protein 3-like. Gene Ontology annotation, cellular component: membrane. The transcript has 19 exons. Gene Ontology annotation, molecular function: ATP binding; ATP hydrolysis activity; ABC-type transporter activity. The record is from RefSeq and is a predicted model, not a curated record. The coding region runs from base 1 to 3387 and encodes 1128 amino acids. Lineage: Eukaryota; Viridiplantae; Streptophyta; Magnoliopsida; Gentianales; Rubiaceae.
AUGAAAGACUUUUAUGGGCUUAUUCUGAUUCUGGCAAGUUCUGUUGAAGGACAAAAGACAACACUUCGAACGGACUACAUUCUAAAAAUACUUGGGAUUGAUACUUGUGCUGACACACUGGUAGGAGAUCCAAUGAGGAGAGGUGUCUCUGGUGGUCAGAAAAAGAGAUUGACAACAGGGGAAAUGAUUGUUGGCCCUACAAGAGCUUUGUUCAUGGACGAAAUAUCAAAUGGAUUGGAUAGUUCAACCACCUAUCAGAUUGUUGCUUGCCUUCAGCAACUAGCACAUAUCCUAGAUGCUACCAUACUCAUUUCACUUCUUCAGCCUGCUCCAGAAACAUUUGAUCUGUUUGAUGACAUUAUCUUGAUGAGUGAAGGAAAGAUUGUCUAUCACGGACCUAGAAGCAGUGCUCUAGAAUUUUUUGAGAGUUGUGGAUUUAGGUGUCCUGAAAGAAAAGGAGUAGCAGACUUCCUACAGGAGGUUAUUUCAGGAAAGGAUCAAGCACAAUACUGGUUUACGACUGAAGAAACUUACAACUAUACCUCUGUUGAUGCAUUUUCAAGAAAAUUUAAACAAUCAUCUUAUGGGGAGAAGCUAAGAGAACAACUAUCUGCACCAUCAGUGAAGUCCAAGAGCCACAAGGAUGCUAUGACUUUUACUGCAUAUUCACUUCCUAAAUGGGAACUUUUGAGAGCAUGUAUGUCAAGAGAAUUCCUGCUGAUGAAAAGGAAUCGAUUCGUCUACAUUUUUAAAUCCGCUCAGAUUUCCAUUUCAGCAUCUAUCUCGAUGACUAUAUUUUUACGGACAAUGAUGAGCUUUGAUCUUCUUCAUGCAAACAAGUACAUGGGAGCUUUGUUCUUCGCGGGUGGCCUGCUUGUUGUUAAUGGACUUCCAGAAUUGUCAAUGACUGUUGGAAGGCUUGCAGUUUUCUACAAACAGAGAGAUUUACUCUUCUAUCCAGCUUGGGCUUAUGCAAUUCCAAGUGCCAUCCUGAAGGUUCCGCUCUCAUUGUUCGAAGCUGUAAUUUGGACAAGUUUGACUUAUUAUGUCAUUGGAUAUGAUCCUGAGAUAGGAAGGUUCUUCCGUCAUUUAAUUGUAUUAUUUGCUCUUCACGUGGCAUCAAUAUCCAUGUAUCGGUUUGUUGCAUCUGUAUGCCGAACUGUGGUUUCUGCCUCGAUGGUUGGUCUCUUGACACUGCUAUUCGUCUUCGCCUUCUGUGGCUUCAUAAUUCCAAGACCCUCCAUGCCAAAUUGGUUAAAGUGGGGCUUUUGGGUUUCUCCACUCUCAUACGGCGAGAUUGGACUCACUCUAAAUGAAUUUCUGUCCUCACGGUGGAAGAAGAUGCUUCCAACAAACACCAGUAUUGGACAAAAAACACUUGAUGCCCGAGGAUUGAACUUUGACGGAUACUUUUUCUGGAUUUCGGUUGGUGCUUUGUUUGGCUUCACUUUACUGUUCAAUCUCGGUUUCACUUUGGCCUUAACAUAUUUAAACCCUGUUGGUUCUCGUGCUAUCAUAUCUAGAGAGAAGUACCUAUCUUCCGAAACUAAAAGAGAUUCAGUCUCUGGUUCAGCAGGAAAAAUGGUUUUACCUUUUGAGCCACUAACUGUGGUGUUCCAAGAUUUGCAGUACUAUGUUGAGACCCCUCUGAAAAGGCUCCAACUUCUUUGUGAUAUUACAGGAACCCUCAGGCCUGGUGUUCUUACAGCACUUAUGGGAGCCAGUGGAGCUGGAAAAACAACCCUUCUUGAUGUACUUGCUGGUAGAAAAACUAGUGGGACUGUAGAAGGAGAAAUAAAGAUUGGAGGGUUUCCCAAAGUUCAAAAGACCUUUGCUCGAAUCUCGGGUUACUGUGAGCAAACUGACAUACAUUCCCCUCAAAUUACUGUAGAAGAAUCAGUCAUAUUUUCUGCUUGGUUAAGACUUCAUCCGCAGAUAGAUUCGGAAACUAAAAUUGAUUUUGUGAAAGAGGUCCUUGAGACCAUUGAACUUGAUGGGAUAAAAGAUGCUCUAGUGGGCAUUCCAGGCGUUAAUGGUUUGUCGACUGAGCAACGCAAGCGGCUCACAAUUGCUGUGGAAUUUGUUGCUAACCCAUCAAUUUUCUUCCUGGACGAGCCUACAACUGGAUUAGAUGCAAGAGCAGCUUCUAUUGUAAUGCGAGCUAUAAAGAAUGUGGCUAGUACGGGAAGAACAAUUGUUUGCACCAUCCACCAACCAGGCAUUGACAUAUUUGAAGCAUUUGAUGAGUUAAUUCUUCUAAAAUCUGGUGGACGUAUGAUCUACUGUGGACCAUUGGGUCAACACUCUAGUGAAGUCAUUCAAUACUUUGAGGGUAUCCCAGGUGUGCCCAAAAUAAGGAAUAAUUACAAUCCAGCAACAUGGAUGUUAGAGGUUACUUGUACGUCUUCCGAAGCUGAGCUUGGAGUAGAUUUUGCUGGGAUCUACAAGCGUUCUUCUUUGUACGAGAAUAACAAAGAACUUGCAAAUACCCUGAGUUCGCCACCUAUUGGGCAUGAAGCUUUGGAUUUUCCAACACAGUAUGCACAAAAUGGUUGGGGACAGUUCAAAACUUGUCUCUGGAAACAACAUUGGUCUUACUGGAGAAGUCCUUCUUACAACUUGAUGCGCUUCAUGUUCAUGAUUAUUACGUCUCUGAUUUUCGGGGCAUUGUUUUGGAAGCAAGGGAAAAAGAUAGAAAAUCAGCAAAACUUAUUCAAUAUACUCGGUUCCAUGUUUAUCGCAAUGUUCUUUUGUGGCGUGUACAAUUCGUCUUCAAUUUUGCCAUACGUCAGCACAGAGCGAACUGUUUUAUACAGGGAAAGAUUUGCAGGAAUGUAUGCUUCUUGGGCUUAUACACUCGCUCAGGUCAUUAUUGAGAUCCCUUAUGUCUUUAUCCAAGUAUUGGCAUUUACGGUAAUCACAUAUCCAAUGAUUGGGUAUUAUUGGUCAGCUUACAAGGUUUUUUGGUACAUCUACUCGAUGUUCUGUACCUUGCUGUUCUUCAAUUGUACCGGCAUGAUGAUCGUCUCAAUUACACCAAGCUUUCCAGUGGCUGCAGUUCUACAAUCAGCUUUUUACAAUAUCUAUUACCUUGUUGCCGGAUUUCUGAUUCCUCGGCCACAAAUUCCAAAGUGGUGGGUAUGGUUAUACUAUUUAGCUCCUACAUCUUGGACACUGAAUGGAAUGCUUACGUCCCAAUAUGGAGAUAUUGACAAGCCGAUUGAGGUGUUUGGAGAGCCUACAACAGUAUCCAAGUUCUUGAGGGACUACUUUGGAUUUCAUCAUGAUCAACUACCUAUAGUGGCUGUUAUCUUAAUUCUGUACCCAAUUGUUUUAGCUUGCCUGUUUUCAUAUUUUGUUUCAAAGUUAAACUUCCAAAAGAGAUGA